CCCCUCCCUCUCCCUCGCCCCUCGGACAGGAGCGCACCGCCUGCCCCCAGCUCCUCGAGAAGGGAGGAAUUUAGAAAAAAAAGUUUCCCAGAAGUUUGGAUCAGAGGAAGGACGGGAAGAGACCACGGGAGGAAGAGGGAGAGGGAGGAGAGAAAGGGAGAGGGAGGAGGGAGAGAGAAUAAAAAAAAGAUGAAGUCCAGUCUGCACAGCCUGUGAGCGCCUGCCCGGGUGGGUGGGAAGCAGGGCUCGGGCGCUCAUGCAGCGAGCGGGCAGCGCUCGGGGCGCUUGUUCCUAGGGGCUGGGGCAGCCAGGGACGUCGGUCCGAGCCGGUGGCGGAGGGCGCAGGGGGAGGGUGCCGAGGACCCGCAAAGCCGCCGCCUCAGUCUCGGCCGCCAGCCGCCGCCUCUCCCGGGCCCGGCUCGGCGGGCGCUCGGAGCGUGAGGGCUCGGGUUGCUCCCUCUGCAGCGGGGGCGAGCGGGGGCCGGGGUGCGGGCGGCUAAGAUGAGUGAAAGGAGAAGAUCUGCAGUCGCCCUGAGCUCGCGAGCACAUGCCUUCUCCGUUGAAGCCUUGAUCGGCUCAAAUAAAAAGCGGAAGCUGCGAGACUGGGAGGAGAAGGGGCUGGACCUGUCCAUGGAGGCGCUGAGCCCCGCGGGCCCACUCGGAGACACGGAGGACGCGGCCGCGCACGGCCUGGAGCCUCACCCGGAUUCCGAGCAGAGCACUGGUUCAGACUCUGAGGUGAUCACUGAGCGGUCUUCCUGCUCCUUUGACACUCACACUGACCUGGGCCCUGGUGCUGCAGGCCCUGUGCCUGCUGCCAUGUCUUCCAUGGAGGAGAUUCAGGUGGAGCUGCAGUGUGCUGACCUCUGGAAGAGGUUCCAUGACAUUGGAACCGAGAUGAUCAUCACCAAAGCAGGCAGGAGGAUGUUUCCUGCCAUGAGAGUGAAAAUCACUGGCCUGGAUCCACACCAGCAGUACUACAUAGCAAUGGACAUUGUACCUGUGGACAAUAAAAGAUACAGAUAUGUGUAUCACAGCUCCAAGUGGAUGGUGGCUGGCAACGCUGAUUCCCCUGUGCCCCCAAGAGUUUAUAUACACCCUGAUUCUCUAGCUUCUGGAGAUACUUGGAUGAGACAGGUGGUCAGUUUCGACAAACUCAAGCUGACCAACAAUGAAUUGGAUGAUCAAGGACAUAUCAUUCUUCACUCUAUGCACAAAUACCAGCCUCGGGUUCAUGUGAUUCGCAAGGAUUUCAGCAGCGACCUUUCACCCACCAAAGCUGUCCCUGUUGGGGAUGGAGUGAAAACAUUCAACUUUCCUGAGACCGUGUUUACCACAGUCACGGCCUAUCAGAACCAGCAGAUCACCAGAUUAAAAAUUGACAGAAACCCUUUUGCUAAAGGAUUCAGAGAUUCUGGAAGAAACAGAACCGGACUGGAAGCCAUCAUGGAGACUUACGCAUUCUGGAGACCCCCUGUGCGCACACUCACCUUUGAAGAUUUCACCACCAUGCAAAAGCAGCAAGGAGGCAGCACAGGCACUUCCCCAACCACCUCCAGCACUGGGACACCAUCCCCUUCAGCUUCUUCUCAUCUUUUAUCUCCAUCCUGUUCUCCUCCAACAUUUCACCUGGCCCCCAACACUUUCAACGUGGGCUGCCGAGAGAGCCAGCUGUGUAACCUAAACCUCUCUGAUUAUCCACCAUGUGCCCGAAGCAACAUGGCUGCCUUGCAGAGCUACCCAGGGCUGAGUGACAGUGGCUACAACAGGCUCCAGAGUGGCACUGCUUCAGCCCCUCAGCCCUCGGAAACCUUCAUGCCCCAGAGGACUCCAUCCCUGAUCUCAGGAAUACCUGCUCCUUCCUCGUUGCCUAGCAACAGCAAGAUGGAAGCCUACGGUGGCCAGCUGGGGUCCUUCCCCACUUCCCAGUUUCAGUAUGUCAUGCAGGCAGGCAAUGCAGCCUCCAGCUCCUCAUCACCACACAUGUUUGGGGGCAGCCACAUGCAGCAGAGCUCCUACAAUGCCUUCUCUCUCCACAACCCUUAUAAUCUAUAUGGAUACAAUUUCUCCACUUCCCCAAGGCUAGCUGCAAGCCCAGAAAAACUGAGCACCUCUCAAAGCACUUUACUCUGUUCUUCUCCUUCCAAUGGGGCCUUUGGAGAGAGGCAGUACCUGCCUACAGGGAUGGAGCAUGGCAUGCACAUGAUUAGCCCCUCAGCCAAUAAUCAGCAGGCGACUAACACCUGUGAUGGCCGGCAGUAUGGGGCGGUCCCAGGCUCCUCCUCCCAGAUGUCCGUUCACAUGGUUUAGUGGCCAGUCCUAGCACCACGGAGCCUACAGCAGCCAAGGCCCCAGAGUCUCCAUGGGCAGAUCCUCCUCUUUGGGAGCCCAACACCUUUGAAAAACAGGAACUGUGUAUUAUUAUUAUUAUUAUUAUUAUUUUUUUUUACUGGAGGAGGAAAGCACAUACCCAAGAACAAGAGACAUUUAAGCCACUGAAGGAUACUUGUGGUGGAAUCAUCUCUGACUCAGUGGCCAUUCUCCUGCCUUCCCAAAUCUUAGUUUUAUAAAGCAUCGUCUCUCCAGAGUGGCCUUUGAAGAAACUGAAUAAUCAUUUUAUCAUAAUGUUAAGGGAGAUGCUAGCAUGUAGCAGUCAUGAAAAUUACCCACACACAAAUACAGGUCUAUACAUACAUACAUACAUAUGUGCAUGCAUACAUACACACAUACGUAUAUAUAUAUUCAUACACAAACUCAUCCAUACACAAACAUACAUGCACACUGACUCGGAACUGGGUGAACUCUGUGGAGGGAAGCCCAGCAUGGGUGCUUUCACCAAAAAUUUGUCUAUGUACAACAGUAGAUGGACUGGGCCAGCAGGAGCUGCCAGCGUUUCUCCUCUGCAGCUUACCCUGUUUCUGGAAUGAACCGUGUAUCCUGGAACCCCUUCCGGUCAAUGAGGGUGGAAAGACAUCAGAACUACAACUGAACUGGGCUUCCUGAAAAAGAUUGCUUUUGAACAUUGGCUCUCUUCAAUUGGUGUGCUGUCACUGAUUUUCCCAGUGGUGCCCGUGAAAAGAGGGAGUAAGAGUAGA
Messenger RNA from Physeter macrocephalus (sperm whale), 3095 nucleotides. It is a transcript of the gene TBX15, whose product is annotated as T-box transcription factor 15. The transcript has 8 exons. The record is from RefSeq and is a predicted model, not a curated record. NCBI's taxonomy places the organism in Eukaryota, Metazoa, Chordata, Mammalia, Artiodactyla, Physeteridae. Gene Ontology annotation, molecular function: RNA polymerase II cis-regulatory region sequence-specific DNA binding; DNA-binding transcription factor activity, RNA polymerase II-specific. Gene Ontology annotation, biological process: regulation of transcription by RNA polymerase II; cell fate specification; positive regulation of DNA-templated transcription. Bases 502 to 2310 code for a protein of 602 amino acids. Gene Ontology annotation, cellular component: nucleus.